This is a messenger RNA of Chlorocebus sabaeus (green monkey), 6410 nucleotides long. RefSeq names its product neurocan (gene NCAN). Gene Ontology annotation, cellular component: synapse; perineuronal net. Gene Ontology annotation, biological process: glial cell differentiation; positive regulation of neuroblast proliferation; central nervous system development. NCBI's taxonomy places the organism in Eukaryota, Metazoa, Chordata, Mammalia, Primates, Cercopithecidae. The record is from RefSeq and is a predicted model, not a curated record. Gene Ontology annotation, molecular function: calcium ion binding; hyaluronic acid binding.
UGAGGCGGCGCUGGGGCGAGCGGAGCGCAGGGCGCAGGGGCUGGACCCGGCGCGGAGCUAGCUGAGCCGAAGCGCACCGUCCUUUGUGCCGCGCGACCGCCCCGGGAUGCGUCCGAGCUAGGAGCCAGAUCCAGGAUGGGGGCCACGUUUGUCUGGGCCUUGGGCCUUUUGAUGCCGCAGAUGCUGCUCUUUGUGGCUGGGGAACAGGGCACACAGGAUAUCACCGAUGCCAGCGAAAGGGGGCUCCACAUGCAGAAGCUGGGUACUGGGUCCGUGCGGGCUGCGCUGGCGGAGCUGGUGGCCCUGCCCUGUCUCUUUACCCUGCAGCCACGGCCAAGCGCAGCCCGAGAUGCCCCUCGGAUAAAGUGGACCAAGGUGCGGACUGCAUCGGGCCAGCGACAGGAUUUGCCCAUCCUGGUGGCCAAGGACAACGUCGUGAGGGUGGCCAAAAGCUGGCAGGGACGAGUGUCGCUACCUGCCUACCCCCGGCGCCGAGUCAACGCCACGCUACUCCUGGGGCCGCUGAGGGCCAGCGAUUCUGGGCUCUACCGCUGCCAGGUGGUGAGGGGCAUCGAGGAUGAGCAAGACCUGGUGCCCUUGGAGGUGACAGGUGUUGUGUUCCACUACCGGGCAGCCCAGGACCGCUAUGCACUGACUUUCGCUGAGGCCCAGGAGGCCUGCCAUCUCAGCUCAGCCAUCAUUGCAGCCCCUCGGCAUCUACAGGCUGCCUUCGAGGAUGGCUUUGACAACUGUGAUGCUGGCUGGCUCUCUGACCGCACUGUUCGGUAUCCUAUCACCCAGUCCCGUCCUGGUUGCUAUGGUGACCGUAGCAGCCUUCCAGGGGUUCGGAGCUAUGGGAGGCGCAACCCACAGGAACUCUACGAUGUGUAUUGCUUUGCCCGGGAGCUGGGGGGAGAGGUCUUCUACGUGGGCCCGGCCCGCCGCCUGACACUGGCUGGCGCGCGUGCACAGUGCCGCCGCCAGGGUGCCGCGCUGGCCUCGGUGGGACAGCUGCACCUGGCCUGGCAUGAGGGCCUGGACCAGUGCGACCCGGGCUGGCUGGCCGACGGCAGCGUGCGCUACCCGAUCCAGACGCCGCGCCGGCGCUGCGGGGGCCCAGCCCCGGGCGUGCGCACUGUUUACCGCUUCGCUAACCGGACUGGCUUUCCUUCGCCCGCCGCGCGCUUCGACGCCUACUGCUUCCGAGCUCAUCACCCCACAUCACAACAUGGAGACCUAGAGACUCCAUCCUCUGGGGAUGAGGGGGAGAUUCUGUCAGCAGAGGGGCCCCCAGUUAGAGAACUGGAGCCCACCCUGGAGGAGGAAGAGGUGGUCACCCCUGACUUCCAGGAGCCUCUGGUGUCCAGUGGGGAAGAAGAACCCCUGAUCUUGGCGGAGAAGCAGGAAUCUCAACAGACACUCAGCCCUACCCCUAGGGACCCCAUGCUGGCCUCAUGGCCCACUGGGGAAGUGUGGCUAAGCACGGUGGCCCCCAGCCCUAGUGACACGGGGGCAGGCACUACAGCAAGUUCACACACAGAGGUGGCCCCAACUGACCCUACGGCUAGGAGGAGGGGGCGCUUCAAAGGGUUGAAUGGGCGCUACUUCCAGCAGCAGGAACCGGAGCCGGGGCUGCAAGAGGGGAUGGAGGCCAGCGCCCAGCCCCCAACCUCAGAGGCUGUGGGGAACCAAGUGGAGCCUCCGCUGGCCAUGGCAGUCACAGAGAUGUUGGGCGGUGGCCACAGCCGGAGCCCCUGGGCUGAUCUGACCAAUGAGGUGGAUAUGCCUGGAGCUGGUUCUGCUGGUGGCAAGAGCUCCCCAGAGCCCUGGCUGUGGCCCCCGACCAUGGUCCCGCCCAGCAUCUCAGGCCACAGCAGGGCCCCUGUCCCGGAGUUAGAAAAAGCCGAGGGCCCCAGUGCCAGGCCAGCCACCCCAGACCUGUUUUGGUCCCCGUUGGAGGCCACUGUCUCAGCUCCUAGCCCUGCCCCCUGGGAGGCAUCCCCCUUGGCCACCUCCCCAGAUCUCCCUAUGAUGGCCAUGCUGCGUGGUCCCAAACAGUGGAUGCUACCACACCCCACCUCCGUCUCCACUGAGGCCAGUAGAGUUGAGGGACAUGGUGAGGCCAUGGCCACGGCUCCACCUUCCCCUGCUGCAGAGACCAAGGUGUAUUCCCCGCCUCCCUUUUCGACCCCGACAGGACAGGGUGGAGAGGCCACGCCCACAACACCUCAGUCCCCCAGGGCAGACUUCAGAGAAAUUGGGGAGACCAGCCUUGCUCAGGUCCACAAAGCUGAGCACCCCAGCUCCAGCCCAUGGCCUUCUGUAAACAGGAAUGUGGCUGUAGGUUUUGACCCCACUGAGACUGCCACGGAGCUAACGGGCCUCAGGGGCAUCUCGGGGUCUGAGUCUGGGGUCUUCGACACAGCAGAAAGCCCUACUUCUGGCUUGCAGGCCACUGUAGAUGAGGUACAGGACCCCUGGCCCUCAGUGUACAGCAAAGGGCCGGGUGCAAGCUCCCCAUCUGCCCCCUCGGGAAGCCCUGGAGUCUUCUUGGUACCCAAAAUCACCCCGAGUUUGGAGCCUUGGGUUGCUACAGAUGAAGGACCCACUGUGAAUCCCAAGGAUUCCACAGUCACGCCAGCCCCCAGUGAUGCUAGUGGAAUUUGGGAACGUGGAUCCCAGUUGUUUGAAGAAGCUGAAAGCACCACCUUGAGCCCUCAGGUGGCCCUGGACACAAGCAUUGUGACGUCCCUCACGACCGAGCAGGGGGACAGGGUUGGAGUUCCAGCCGUGUCUACACUGGCCUCCUCAAGCUCCCAACCCCACUCAGAGCCAGAGGAUCAGGUGGAGACCCAGGGAACAUCAGGAACUUCAGCGCCUCCUCAUCAGAGCAGCCCCCUGGGGAAACCGGCUGUUCCUCCUGGGACACCGACUGCAGCCAGUGUGGGCGAGUCUGCCUUAGUUUCCUCAGGGGAGCCUACGGUACCAUGGGACCCCUCCAGCACCCUGCUGCCUGUCACCCUGGGGAUAGAGGACUUCAAACUGGAGGUCCUGGCAGGGAGUCCCGGCGUAGAGAGCUUCUGGGAGGAGGUGGCAAGUGGAGAGGAGCCAGCUCUGUCAGGGACCCCUACGAAUGAGGGUGCGGAGGAGGCACACUCAGAUCCCUGUGAGAACAACCCUUGUCUUCAUGGAGGGACAUGUAAUGCCAAUGGCACCAUGUAUGGCUGUAGCUGUGAUCAGGGCUUUGCCGGAGAGAACUGUGAGAUUGACAUUGAUGACUGCCUCUGCAGCCCCUGUGAGAAUGGAGGCACCUGUAUCGAUGAGGUCAACGGCUUUGUCUGCCUUUGCCUCCCCAGCUAUGGGGGCAGCCUUUGCGAGAAAGACACCGAGGGCUGUGACCGCGGCUGGCACAAGUUCCAGGGCCACUGUUACCGCUAUUUUGCUCACCGGAGGGCAUGGGAAGAUGCUGAGAGGGACUGCCGCCGCCGCUCCGGCCACCUGACCAGCGUCCACUCACCAGAUGAGCACAGCUUCAUUAAUAGCUUUGGGCACGAAAACACGUGGAUCGGCCUGAACGACAGGAUCGUGGAGAGGGAUUUCCAGUGGACGGACAACACCGGGCUGCAAUUCGAGAACUGGCGAGAGAACCAGCCGGACAAUUUCUUUGCGGGUGGCGAGGACUGUGUGGUGAUGGUGGCGCAUGAAAGCGGGCGCUGGAACGAUGUCCCCUGCAACUACAACCUACCCUAUGUCUGCAAGAAGGGCACAGUGCUCUGUGGUCCCCCUCCAGCAGUGGAGAAUGCCUCACUCAUCGGUACCCGCAAGGCCAAGUACAAUGUCCAUGCCACUGUAAGGUACCAGUGCAAUGAAGGAUUUGCCCAGCACCAUGUGGCCACCAUUCGAUGCCGGAGCAAUGGCAAGUGGGACAGGCCCCAAAUUGUCUGCACCAAACCCAGACGUUCACAUCGGAUGCGGCGACACCACCACCACCACCAACACCAUCACCAGCAUCACCACCACAAAUCCCACAAGGAGCGCAGAAAACACAAGAAACACCCAACGGAGGACUGGGAGAAGGAUGAAGGAAAUUUCUGCUGAAGAACCAGAAAAAAAGAAAGCACAACACCUUUCCCACGCCUCCUCUGGAGCCUUCCCCUGGGGAGACAGAACCCAGAGAAACAAGAGAGUCCAGAAGUCCCCGAACCCCAAACCACAUCCCCCCACACAUAAUCCUUUGUACAAAGCUCCUCUUCCCUUUUUUUACAUACGCAAGAUCCUCUUGGCAGGUGGAGCCAGGUGUCUGAAAAGUCCAUUCUCGUCUGGCUGAACUCUGGGAGCGUCUCCCAGCUGAGGGAAGCACAAGUAGCAAAGCUCAUUGGUCUGGUCUCUUGUUUGCCAGGCUGAUUGAAGCAGGCCUUGAUGAGGGUGCAUGAGUGUAUGUUUGCAUUCACAUGAAGGAAUUGCUUUUCACACCAGAAAUUCAGACUUAGUCAAUGUUGGCUGAAUUCCUAAGUCCAGGAAGAAGCCUGGACGUAGGGUCAUUAGCUUUGGGAAUAGAAGGCUACACAGAAGCACACUGUUUUUGAACCUGACAACAGCUCUCCCUUUACCCUGGGCUUCAGCCCAAGUUCUGUCUUUGGUCUUGGUGGAUAAACACAUACAGUGUGGAAAUCCGAUGUACUGCAUUUUAGGGAUGUUUUUAGGACAACCUCCCUCCAUGCCAUCAGAGUUAGGAGUGAGAAUAAUCAAAGCAAUAUGUAGGUGAUGGAGGGAGAGUGUAUUGCUAACCCUUCCAGGUCUAGUCCAGUGCUGAGAUUUGGUGGUUCUGCAUGUGUGAUUAAUCUCUUUCACACAAAUAGACGAGAGGAUAUUUAGGGCUAGAUGAGCCCAGAUUUCUUCCCCCUCCAUCUCUCAGGGAGACAAAGAACCUCCUUCCUGGACCAAGGAGGUGCUGCCAAGUUUUCUAGCCCAGUGCCCGUACCCAGUCCUCAAGCAGACAUUGGUAGUGCCCCUGCCCUGGGUCCCACCCCUGCCCCACCCCACCCUUUUCCCUGGCCAUUGCCUGGUGGUCUAGAAACACUUAAAACUUGAAGUAGUGACACCUACCUGCGGUCAUAUUGUAGAGAGAUGCUCAGUGUUAAAACUGAAACACACACACACACACACACACAUUUUUCUCUUGUAGAUUUUAAUUUUUUAAGUGGGAAAGAACUCACCUUGUCUUCCUCCCCCAAAUGUGCAACCUGUGGAAGGUCUCUCCACACCAGAGGCCAGGAUCCAGUUCCCUCAUCUCUGGCAGGAAAGAUUCACAGCUUUUCCUCCAUGUCUGUUACCCACUUUCAGCAGUCUGGGUAAAAUCUGUGGAUUAGGGUUAAAAACACUGUGGAAAAUGGACCUCUUCAGGAAAGAAAAAUAAGAAAAUGCAUGGACCUCCUAGGGGUUCAGUAAAGAAAGAAAUGUGUUAAUUGAGCCUGAAUCCCUUCUGGGAAGUAAUAAUGACCAUUGACAACUAAGAAGUAGACACCAUGCUAAGGAUUUACAUACAAUCUCCUUGAAUUUUCUCAAUAGCCCAUUGACUUAGAAACUGUUACUUUCCCAUUUUACACACAGUGAAACUGAGGCUCAGAUAUAAAGGAAAGGUACUGGCUUGAAGUCACAACCACGACAGGAGUAAGGAUUUGGAGUAAGGAACUGUGGCUCUCCUUAUACUUGAUCUUCAUCACCAAAUCCUUACUCCAAAUCCAGGAGUCAGAGCCAACUCCUAUCUUGGCUCUGACCCAAAUCCUGCUCUGGACUCUGGAGAGUAGACUGAAACAUAAUUGCACCCUCAUACACAUUUAGGAGAUGGUUAAGAAGUGUAAACUGAACCCUGAUCUUUGUCUUCAAUCUUCCUCCCUGUAGACAUCUAUCUUAUUAUGGUUAUUAUUCAGAAAACCCAGGGAUACAGGUUUGUCUUCUUACUUUGAUAACUCUUCUUAGUUUAAAAUAAUAAUAAUAACACAUCUUUGGUCAUCCAUGUCACACAAAAUUUUUCCUUUGUUUGGGGGGGGCGGGGGAUGCAGGGGUCUGGGGAUGCAAUGUUUUUUGGGGGGUCUUGGUUUAUGCUGCCUGCCCUUGUGCCCCUCAGCCAUUUGCCCUGCUCCCACCUCGGCUCCACGGUGGGAAGGGGCUCUGGUCUUUUCUAAAGUGGGUGGUUUGUCUUUUGAUCUUUCCCUUUGGGAUGUGCGUGUGUGUCUGCGUGUGCCAUGUGUGUGGCACGCAUGAGUGUGUGUGCGUGUGAACGGCUUUGAGUCCUGCUGGUUUUGCUGUGAGCUGCAGUGUUCUGUGGGUCUGUGGUAUCUGACACUGUGGAUAUUAAUGUACUUCUUGGACAUUUUAAUAAAUUUUUUAACAGUUCAACCUGCCUGUCA